AUGGUGGAAAGUGCGGCGAUCCGCGAUAUCACAGACGCAUCUGUUUAUCCUGAAUACGCUCUGCCAAAGCUAUACAUAAAGCUUCAUUAUUGUGUAUCGUGUGCUAUUCACUCACAUGUAGUCAGAGUGAGAUCACGAGAGGGACGCCGUAAGCGAGAGCCACCACCGCGAAUUCGAUAUAAUAAGGAUGGUAAAAAGAUUAAUCCGAAUGUCACGCAAAAGACAACAUAA
Paraglomus occultum is the source of this 231-nucleotide messenger RNA. The record is from the annotation of a GenBank genome assembly. Lineage: Eukaryota; Fungi; Glomeromycota; Glomeromycetes; Paraglomerales; Paraglomeraceae.